ACAUUAUUUUCCUUUUCAUUGAAUUCUCUAUUUACAUUACUCAUAUUAUUGAUAAGUAGUAUCUUGAAGCUUUUUCGGGAAAAUUGGCAAGUGCUCUAGAAUUAUCUCAUGGGUUGAAUCCUUUUUUAUCUUGAAGUGUAUUAAAGUCAGUAAAACUUAUCACGGGCCAACUUUUUGAUGAGUGUUUUAAAGUAAAACAUAUAUGUACCAUGUGGUUUUUUUAAAUUGUUGUUUUGGUGUUUUGUUUUUAUUUUGUUUUACAUGUAUGUAUUUGUUUUUGUUUAUUUGUGUUUUUGUUUUUGGUUGAAGUGUUUUGAAAUGUAAAAUAUUGCACGAACUGGUCUUAUAGGUUACUGAUAUUUGACAAGCCAAUGAUUUUCGGCCCGCUUCUUUCGAGGGACGGGUGGUGACGUAUAAUAGGCUAGUUUAAAACCAGAGACUUGACAAAAUAUUUGUAAAGAGCAAAGCUGACCAAAAGACUUAAAAGUUGCGAAGAUGGAAUGUCGGGAAUAAUAUAUUUACGCAAUAACAGAACCGCGAAGUCGCACCUCAAAAUAUUCUGAAUCCGCCUAAAAUAAUUAUCCCUGCCCGCAGUACACGGAUUUGAGCUUCCGUAAAAUUUAAAUGCCGGGCAAGUUAUUUUGAAAACAGAAAUCUUUAGGAAAACAGUGUUUUGUGACAGAAUGGGGGUGUGUCAUGCACCGUAUAGGAUUUACUCGAUAUGGACCAGUGAGCUUCAAAAUGGAGUGAAAGAGCCGAGGGAUAUCAAAGCAAGAGAGAGUGCACGAAAGACAAAGCCUAUAGUGUGAAUGAAGUCGCGCUUUGGCGGAAUCUGAAGAGUUGAUGAUUAUUGAAUCCCAAGUAGAGAAACAGACAAUUAAGCAGAUGACUUAGAUAUGAAUGGAAAACAAAAUGUAGGCCGAACGCGCCCGGUGCCAGAGGAAAAUGACAACGGUAUAGAGCUGUCGUCUGCUGUGGCGGAUAAAAAGGCGCGCGAACAUCCGCGCGACGAUCACAAAACCAGACGACACAGAGAGAAAAGGAAUGUGCUAGAGGAUGGAAAUGCAUUAAAUAUCAAAACCAAGACGAAUGAAGGAAGGAGCGGGACAGAGAGUAGGUCUCCUAAGCGAGUCAGCCCCAGCUCCCCACAGCGGAACUUUUUGAAUAAUAAUGUAAGAUAUGUUCAUAAUCGAUUCAUAGUCUUAGAUACACCGGACAAUAGUGUAAAUUUGCCAAAAUCAUCAGGGACCAAACGCGGUGUUGAUAAUCCACAAAUGCGAAUGGCGGAAGGUUCCGAUGGUGCUUUUGCCGAUGAGGCACAGACAGGCAGACUCGCCGAAAGGUCCAGGGGUAAUCGUCGAAACAUGACAAUGGACGCCUCCUCUGUUACCAUGGAUGGGCGCGAAAUCGAGAUCUGUUUGACUGACCCUGAAAAUUCAAAUAUGACCAUACACUCCCAGGACAAACCCAAAAGUAUUUGGAAGCGGAUAUAUCUGUGUUUGCAGGACAAUCGAAUGAAGAACCUAGACUCUGGGGAAUUGCUGAAUAACCCAAACGAAUACCGCGUGCUGAAGAAAGUCCUGAACAUCAUCUUCAUCACUGUUGGAGUAACUCUGUUUGUAGCAGUAGUUGUAAGCGUCAUUUACUCGUUCAUCGUUGGUGAUCAAGAAUCACCAGAAUCGUCAGACGUGGUGCAACCGUCUUCCUCACCGCAAAUCUUGACGAGGAGGAGACUGUAAGGUGCGGCACUUAUAGAACACACUGCAUCUUGUCCAUGUCUGCAUGAACUCACAAACACAUUUUGAACGAUACAAUUAUCCAUGCUUUAUGAAAAUUUUAUUUACUUAAGGUGUUAUCUGUUAUCACAUUCAUUCUGAUCAAUUUAUCUAUACGUGUAACGGAUAUCCCGCUUAACAAUUCUGGAUAAAUAUUGACCGUGAAUGCAGAUGUCGACCAGUGACCUGGACAGCGAAUGCUGGUCAUCACGGAAUAAAUGUAAUUACUAGAUCAAAAUCAGUACUAUUAGUAAGCUGUGCUGUCCAUCUAUAUCCCUUAUAUAAGGAAAAUCAGUGAUGAAAUCAAGCUCAAAUGCAACUUAAGAUCAUAUCAACUUUGAAAUGAUGGCCCCCAUGCAGUCUUGGUUUUAUAAACAUCCUGUUUGCUUGGAUUCUUAUCAUAUGUUUUGAACUUAAAUAUUUGUCACGUGACCCAACUAGGCAGAGUAGUACCACAUCGGUUGAAGAUUAUGUUUGUCAUAAAAUAAUUAAAAUCUCAGUAUAACAUAUUUCAUCGCGUGCUAACGGUAUUGACAUCUUCCCAUGCAUUAAGUGAUCAGUGUCAAUAACAACGUGUUCGAUUGGUAUUUCUCUCAGAAAAGACGUCUUGUAACGUCUCAUUUGAUCCUGUGAAAGGCCUGGUUAAGGCGUUAAAUGUGGAGAUCCUUGAGCAUAUUACUUAAUUGAGGAAAGGACGCCAUAUUACCAGUUUAUAGACUUGAGAAAAUUACAAAUCUGAUAGAACAAUUCACGUACUACCGCAGCUCACUGGUGUUUCUCACUCAUUUUGAAAUGACUGUUGUAAAAAAAAAAAAAAAAAUAAAUUCUAAUACAUGUACCUUUAUUUUUUCUUUUUAAAAUUACUUUUCAUUUUCUAUAUCGAUUUAUUCAUAUGCUAUUUGAUGUUGAUUUAUUGAAAGAUAUUUCGGGCUGGAAAAAAAAAAGAUGGAAUGUAUAAAUACCAAAUUUAAGACUAACGCUCAGAAAGUCAGAUGGGCCAAAUAAUUGGAUCGAUGAAGGAAACGGAACAUUUUUUUUCCUCUCUUUUCGGUCUGAGUAUUAAAAUCGUGAAAUAGACACUCGUUUAUUUAACACAGCGAAACCAGAAAAAAAAAUACUGGAGUGAAUUAAAAGUUAUGUACAGUUUGUAUGACUUCAUGUGAAUAUUUUUAUGGUGCUUCAUUUAUAGCGCUACACUAUUCUGGUCACGUGACUUACAGAGAGACACAAGAUGGUGGGUUUUUCUGAAGAGCUGAGCUAAAUAGAAUAGUGAAUUUGUGUCUGAUUGCAUAUCGAACUAUUAACGAUUUUAUAUUUUUAUCAUGGUCUUCUUUCAAAUAAAUAUUUCAUGCAUUAUGAAAAAUUAAUAACAUUUCCGCAUACGUAUUUAUUGACACCGGUUUUGUAUGAACAGAUUAUUUCAGACGUAUAGAAAUGAAGCUAGAAAACAAUCUAUAGAUCCCCAUCCUGACAUAACAAUUUACUAAGUUUACCUUUGGAAGAUUCUAAAUAGUGCAUGGUGUAUGAAAAAUAAAACAAUAAAUCAUGUUAUAAAAGGGUUUCUGUAGAAUGAUUACAAUAAAUACUCUUUAUUUUCAGUCAUGUGGUAGUAACGCGACUUGUGCCACCAAUUCUUGAAAGGGUCAGCUGAGACAGAACGGGACUUAUGUAAAGGAGCAGCCUUCCGACAGCGUGACCAAGCCAAAUCAUAGCGCUAUCUGACGGAAUAACAAGCGAAUUUAGCCUUUGUUUUAUACAUUUUAUAUGUAGAUUCUUUUUUCUUUCAGCUACAUCGCUUAUACAAAUGUAGACUUCCACCGCACGGGACUCAAAUGAAGGCUCUGUAUAACAAAUGCCUGUCUCCAUCCUUACUAUUUAUAUUACACAAUUGAUUUUAUAACGCAUGUAAUUGAUAUAAUUCUAUUCUUUUUUUUUUUUUUUUUUUUUAAAUAUCUACUGGAUUUUAUAACGGUAUUCCUACCACGCAAUUAUCUCAAUUCUCUUCUUUAAUACAGAUAUUCUGCUUUAAAAAAUCGAUAUUCUGAUGUGAAAAUUCCCGCAGCAAACUGAAAUGUAGAAGAGACUUACUGUAGAGAAUGAAAGGUUCUAGUUUCCAGGAAACUGCAUUAAAUGUUUGUACAGUGCCUUUUCAACGGAUCGAUUUUAUGGCUUUACCUUCACUUUUUUUUUUUUAUAUGUUUUAAUAAAAAUGGAAUAAAGGGAUUACUGAAGCAA
Messenger RNA from Ostrea edulis (European flat oyster), 4010 nucleotides. RefSeq lists its product as uncharacterized. The transcript is spliced from 4 exons. The record is from RefSeq and is a predicted model, not a curated record. The coding region runs from base 897 to 1739 and encodes 280 amino acids. NCBI's taxonomy places the organism in Eukaryota, Metazoa, Mollusca, Bivalvia, Ostreida, Ostreidae.